This is a messenger RNA of Setaria italica (foxtail millet), 1208 nucleotides long. RefSeq lists its product as uncharacterized. Bases 112 to 636 code for a protein of 174 amino acids. The record is from RefSeq and is a predicted model, not a curated record. Lineage: Eukaryota; Viridiplantae; Streptophyta; Magnoliopsida; Poales; Poaceae. The transcript has a single exon.
CUGCAUCAGUCACACACCCUGCCAUGAUCAUUCAUCUCCUGCUCACCCCCCACUCCCGCAAGCAGUUAGAAACUUAGAACUCGGCUACACGAUCUUGAUCCAUACACGUACAUGGAGAGCAAUAGCAUGGCGCCGCAGCAGAGAGAAGACGACGUCAUGGAGGUGCCGGAGAUCGACGGCGACCUGCUCGUCGAGCUCCUGGACGCGUCCCUCGCCGCCGAGGACAACGCAGGCCAGGCGCUCGGCUUCGCGGCCGACGUCGACGGCGACUGCUGGAUCGACAGCCAGGAGCCGAGCUGCGGCAUCCACGCGCACCAGGACUGCGAGGACUGCGGCCUCGACGGCAUCCUGUCCGACUUCGAGGAGUACGGGAGCGCGCGGGCGAGGCCGUUCCCGGCGCCGUACGCAUUCUUCGGCGACGAGGACACCCUGGAGUGGGCGGAGACGACCGACGCCGUCAUGGGCCCGUUCGCCGGCGGGUGCAUGGGGGACUGGUACAUGGACGGCAUGGUCAUGGCCAUGGAGUGGGAGGAGGAGGAGGAGGGCGGCGAGGGGAGCGCCUUCUCGUUUGAGCCCUGCUACGGCGGCGGCGAGGCUGGCGCGGAGCAGGUGUACGGCAGCCCGUUGUGGGAGUGAUCGAGCCGGUGAACUCGUGUGCAAGUGUCAGCGUUCAGUAGAUGUGUGCUCAGUAGACGUGUGCCACAACUAACUGCCACCACUGCUAAUCGUAGGCUAAAAUCUUGUUGUUUCUAUUUCUACCUCCGUGUUGCGAAUUCGGCCCAGUCUGAAUUUGCUGAAGAGAACUGGACUCGUGUGCCGUUCGUUUGUGCUAUGUUUCAGGGGCUCAGAAGCCUGUAGACUGUAGUCGAAGUGCUUUCUGAGAUUCAGGUGUGCCUGGCUGCCUGCAGUCAGUAUCAGAGCUGUGUUCAGAUGGUUUAUGCUCUGUGUUUUUGGCACUUUUGCUGUGUUCAGAGAAUGGGAUGUUGUUUGGCACUAUGGCUGUAGUUGAACGAAAUCUCUGUUUGUGGUGGUCAUUGCUCGAGCCUGAAAAGAGAAGAAGAGCCCAGGAGACAGAACAGAGGUCUUGGAGAAUGUUGUAUCUAUGAGGUUCACUAGAUUUUAGACAUCCUGUUUUGUUGCUACAGGCUUGUGCCUUAUUUGUAUGUAUAUGCAGCUUCAAGACAUAUAUGCUAAAAAAAUUUCUGCUC